UCACUCAAGAUGGAAGUGUCCCCCUUUGUGAUAGUUUUCGCCAUUUUUUCUAUCGUCUCGUCUGGACCAGUCCUACAGGGUCGGGCUACGCAAGAAAAUAGUGGGGCAAACCUGGAGUACUUCUUAGUUGAAACUAGUCCAGGAGUUUACGAGGUCGAAGACUUAGUCAACUCAGAAAUAACAGUUUUGGCGGCUGAAGCCGACAUUGUAUACUAUUAUUUUAACCAAAACGACACCCUUGUGGGCACUGAAAUUCUGAGCACAAACAUCGCAGCUUUAGGCGAUACUGAGUUCUCAACUGAUUUGGAGACCGUAUUUUUAAUACACGGAUGGAACGGAAACAAAACUGCCGAAUCCAACACUGAACUUACAGAAGCUAUUUUAGCCGUUCACAACGUCAAUAUCAUCGUAGUAGACUGGAGUGCUUUCGCGAUUAACAAUUAUAUCUCAGCCAAAAGCUCCGUAGACGAGGUAGGAGAGUACGUAGCAAAUUUUAUCCAAUCCCUGGUGGACACGUCCGACCUAGACCUGUCCACAGUGACUCUGAUUGGCUUCUCGCUUGGCGCUCAUGUGGCUGGCAACGCCGGAGCUGGCCUCGAUGGACAAGUCGCUGUUAUUAUAGGGCUAGACCCCGCCGGACCGUUGUUCUCUGUAUUCAACACCGACGAACGCUUAGACUCGGACGAUGCCCAAUUCGUUCAAGUCAUCCAUACCAGUACUUUGCUAGGCUACGAUCUACCCUUGGGUAAUGCAGAUUACUUCCCCAAUGGAGGCACAGCCCAGCCUGGAUGUGGUAUCGAUGUUGUCUGUAGUCACGAGAGGGCGUACAUUUAUUACGCGGAGUCUGUUCUGGCUAGUACCAAUAACUUCGUGGCUUUGCAGUGUUCUACCUACGCGCGUUAUAUAUUUGGUACUUGCAUUGGAAAUGACGAAUCCGUCAUGGGAGGCUACCCUGUUAACAAAACGGCCAAUGGAAGCUAUUAUUUGAAUACAAACAACGCCUCUCCCUUCGCUUAAGUUGAUUAAUAGCCUUUAAAACUUUUAGCCUUGAUGUAAAGAACAUGUUAACUUCUGUUCAGUAUUUAUUUAGGCACCAAAAUGUUCAAGUCGAAUGUUACACUUAAGAAUAGACAUUAGUUAUAAUAAAUAAAAUUAUAAAUGCAGU
This is a messenger RNA of Anoplophora glabripennis (Asian longhorned beetle), 1165 nucleotides long. RefSeq names its product endothelial lipase-like. The transcript has 3 exons. The record is from RefSeq and is a predicted model, not a curated record. NCBI's taxonomy places the organism in Eukaryota, Metazoa, Arthropoda, Insecta, Coleoptera, Cerambycidae. Gene Ontology annotation, molecular function: lipase activity. The coding region runs from base 10 to 1017 and encodes 335 amino acids. Gene Ontology annotation, biological process: lipid metabolic process.